This is a messenger RNA of Benincasa hispida (wax gourd), 2103 nucleotides long. RefSeq lists its product as uncharacterized. The record is from RefSeq and is a predicted model, not a curated record. NCBI's taxonomy places the organism in Eukaryota, Viridiplantae, Streptophyta, Magnoliopsida, Cucurbitales, Cucurbitaceae. Gene Ontology annotation, cellular component: membrane.
UUCAUUUAGAAGCUGUGUAGUACUUAAUUCCCAAACCAGUUCGAGUGAAGAGACUUUUGAAAAAUGCAGAGAGUGGAGGAGGCCGAUAAGAAAAGUUCAAUGAAUGAUAAUCCAAUUGAACAGAAAAAACCAAUCACUCCUAAAACUCAAAGGCCUCCUCCUAGCCAUGAAUUCUGUGUUGCUAUGGACACUGCUCCGGUUGAAAAUGAGACGGCCCAGCUGCCUUCCUCACCCACACAACACAACACAAAAAUGGAGAAAGAAAAAAUAUCUCCACUUCCUCGUCAGUUAUACAAUGCUGCAUUAAAGGGCGACUGGAAGAGUGCAAAAAAAAUAUUUGACGAAUAUCCAUUCGCUAUCACUAAGGAAAUAACGUGUCAAGGCCAGACAACUCUUCUGGUUGCUGCUAUGUAUCACCAAUUUUCUUUUGUUGAAAAAUUGGUAAAACUUACUUCUGGAUCUGAUUUAGCUGCCAAAACUGAAAGCGGAGUGCCUAUCCUUUCUAUUGUCGCUACUUCAAGAGCUGUAAGAAUUGCUAAACUAAUUGUUGAUAAGAAUCCCAACCUUCCAAAUAUUGUUGAUAAAGAAAAUCAACCCCCAGUUCAACUGGCUGUAGCUUUCAAGCGCAAACACAUGGCUUCCUUCCUCUUCUCCAAGACUAAUUUUGAAGCUCUUGAUACUCUACAACAAUUUCGUCUUCUCAUUUCUACCAUCGUCUGUGAUUAUUAUGAUAUAGCAUUAGAUAUUAUGGGGAAAAAACCUGAAUUAGCAACUCUGAGAUUCGAAGAAACCGAUGAUACAGCUUUGCACGUACUAGCUAGAAAGUCAUCUGCAAUUGGUAGCAGCAGCGAGCUUAGCUUUUGGAAAAAACAGAUAAACUCUCGAUUCAAGGGAUUUUACGACAAAGCUCUAAUGCAAACAUUUGCCCAUCAACUUGUUGGUCGUUUAUGGGAUUGUGCAACAAGUCAACUUUUAACUGAGAAAAUAGAUAUAUCUCGAGUUCCCUUAAGGUUGAUGGAUGAAGCAGCAAAAGUUGGAAAUGUCGAGUUCUUGUUAAUACUCCUUCGUCGAUGUCCGGAAUUAAUAUCGGCACUUGACAUGACUAGUAGCUACUCCUUCUUUCAUACAGCAGUUGAAAAUCGACAAGAAAGUGUGUUCAGUCUAAUAUACGAGAUAGGAGGGGUGAAGGAUUUGAUUGUCAAUAGUUACGAUGACAAGAAAAACAUUAACAUAUUACACUUGGCAGGAAAGUUAGCGGCUCCAUCUCAGUUGAACAAAGUGUCAGGGGCAGCUCUACAAAUGCAGCGGGAGCUUUUGUGGUUCAAAGAAGUGGAGAAAAUUGUUUUGCCAGUGCAUCUUGGAAUGAAAUGUGCGGCAAUCCCAGAGCUUUCCACAGGUGAGACAAAAUCAAAUCCCCCUGAUCAACUCACACCUCGAGAACUCUUCUCGAGACAACACAAACAACUACUAAAGGAUGGAGAGGAGUGGAUGAAACAUACGGCGAACUCAUGCAUGUUGGUCGCAACUUUGAUCACAACGGUGGUUUUCGCUGCGGCAUUCACGGUUCCAGGAGGAAACAAUGAUAAGGAAGGCACUCCCAUUUUCCAACAGAAUAAAGCAUUUACAGUGUUCGUAAUAUCAGAUGUUGCAGCUCUAGUGUUGUCUACAACUUCCAUACUCACCUUUUUAUCAAUUUUGACGUCGCGCUACGCAGAAGACGAUUUUUUGAUAUCGUUGCCAAGGAAGUUAUUGUUCGGGUUGCUGACAUUGUUUGUUUCUAUAGUAUGCAUGGCGAUGGCUUUCAGCACGACCUUCUUUAUUGCUUAUGAUAAAACAAAGGCGAAGAUUCCAUUGGGUAUUGCAGCAGUGACCAUCCUACCAAUUGGUUGUUUCUGUGUAUUUCACUAUAAACUCGCGGUUGAUAUAUUGCGGUCAUCUUAUUGGUCUUAUUUUUCUUUGAAAAAACGCAUGAAAAGGCUAUUUUAGUGCUAUUGCACUUAUGCAUAUCUAUCUAACUUUCCUGUUUUUUAUAAAACGUUUCUGGCCAUGCAAUAAUGAACUAUCAUUUGAAGUGGACAAAAACUUGGUGUUCCCGUCCAUGUA